AUGCUGUCUAUUCCUCUUGCUAACCAGCUACCCUUGAAGCCACCCUCUGAUCCAACUCUCAAGCUAAUAUAUGAAUUUUGGAUCAAGGAGGAAGAGAAAAAGCCAGAUCCUUCUGCAGAUCCAGAGCCUGUCAAACCAACAUUGCAGGAAUCUUGGGCUACAAUUAUAAAGACAGUUGAUUCUUUUGAUGAGGACAUGGUUGGAGGUUAUAAAGAAGAUAUUGACACACUUCUAGUUUUUGCUGGUUUAUUCUCUGCAGUUGUCACUGCUUUUACAAUAGAAUCAUACCAGUGGUUGCAUGAAGAUCCUCAAGACACCACUGUUACCCUUCUACAACAAAUCUCUUCCUGGCAGAUGAAUGGCACUGCUCUACCCCAAUCCCAAACAUUUACCCCUUCCCCCUCUGACAUUCGCAUAAACACAUUCUGGUUCCUUAGCCUCAUCAUUGCUCUGGUUGAUGCUCUGUUUGCACUCCUCUGUAAGCAAUGGGUUCGUGAGCAUAAACGACAAAUCAAUACAUGGACACCAGACCAAGCAUUAGCCCUCAGGUGGCUGCGUUAUCAGAGCUUUGGAAGAUGGCAUGUUCCCAAAAUUCUUGCUUCUCUCCCCAUCUUGCUGGAAAUUGCUCUCUUCCUAUUUUUUGCAGGAGUAUUGGAGCUAUUAUGGAGCCGACAUUCUAUCCCAUUUUCAUUUGCACUGUUCAUUGUUGGAGCAGCUGUGCUUUUCUACUUUAUAACUACCAUCCUCCCUGGCAUUAGUAUCAUUCAACAAGUUCUCCACAUCCACCCAGAAUUUGCUCAGGACAAGUCAUGGUUAUGGCCAAGGGAUAUGGAUCAUCUACCCUUAGUCAAUUUUAUAUGCCCCUACAAAUCUCCCCAAUCAUGGCUUAUAUUCCAGCUCUUUUCUGCCAUAUAUCAUAUUCCAUUUUUCAAACAGUCUCUCUUCUCUUUGCUUGGCUGGUUCCAUCAAUACAGAAGCACUGCUGAGGGUUUUGAGAAGUUUGAUGGCACUAUAACCAGAAAUGUUUUAAAACUCUCCAGCUGGGGAUCACUUGAUAUGAAUGUUGUGGAGCGAUUCUCAAGGAUCAGAGACUGUCCUGAUUUCUAUGAACUGAUGGGCUUUCAAUGGUUGGUACAAGAGACCUAUGACAUUCCAUCCAUGUUACCCCAUCUGAAGAAUGUGCUGGAGAAACUGCCCAAGGAUUUGGUCAUGCACACCAUCUUUGAUUCAUGGGGCUCACCACUCAUCUUCAACCUUGACAAGUCAUUGGAAGAUCAUUCAGUUUGUAGAACUGACGAUGACUUAUUUGGUGAUCAUUUGUCAACACAUCACUUGAACCUUGCUUCCCAAAUCUUAUGUUUCUGA
Marasmius oreades (fairy-ring Marasmius) is the source of this 1365-nucleotide messenger RNA. RefSeq lists its product as uncharacterized. The transcript has 3 exons. NCBI's taxonomy places the organism in Eukaryota, Fungi, Basidiomycota, Agaricomycetes, Agaricales, Marasmiaceae. The coding region runs from base 1 to 1365 and encodes 454 amino acids. The record is from RefSeq and is a predicted model, not a curated record.